Messenger RNA from Rhizophagus irregularis DAOM 181602=DAOM 197198, 360 nucleotides. The record is from RefSeq and is a predicted model, not a curated record. Lineage: Eukaryota; Fungi; Glomeromycota; Glomeromycetes; Glomerales; Glomeraceae.
AUGUAUUUUAUAGAUAUAAAUUCAACCAGUAUAUCAGAAUUUAUGGAUAAUAAUAAUAGUAGUGAUGAAUUAGAAGAUGCAUUAAAAAGCAAUCAAAAACUAGGAGGGAAAGGAAAAGGAAAAAGAAUGAAAAAGAAAGUAAAAGAGUUGUUGAAAAGUUUUUUUUUGAAAGGAAACCUCAAUCAAAAGGAUAAAAUGUCAGCAAAUGAGAUGUAUAAUGAACUACUGAUAUUUGUUGAAUCUGGAGAGUUAGAAGCCGAAGAUAUUCCUAAGAUAGCAACAAUACAAAACUGGAUUUCAACUUAUACACGAACAUUCAAAGAACAAGCUACAGAAAAUAUGGUAAACAACGCACCAUAA